CGACUAGUUGCGAGUAUAUCGUGAUGGUUCAACUUGCUCAUAUGGUUCAAAUUACCCGAACUUCCUCUAAUAUGUUCAAAACGAUUGAAAGAUUAAUUAUUUGUGACAUCAACAUCACUUAAGGGGAAUGGGCGGAAAUCCAAAGCGUCACCUCAUCGGCAAGCGCGAAGAGAAUCUACUACAAAAAUCAAUACGGAUACUGAGGACUCGUAAUAAUCGGGUCUGCAUUUGUAACAGACGCCAGCAGAGGAGAAGAAGAAGUGAACGAAAGGCCAGCACCACAUUGGGUAUCAUUGUUGGUGCAUUCGUUGUCUGCUGGCUGCCAUUUUUUAUGUUGGCAUUAAUCAGGCCAUUCUACAAACCUGAUGAUAUCCCGCAUUCAGUAUCGUCUCUGUUUCUCUGGCUCGGUUAUUGCAACAGUGCGUUAAACCCCAUUAUUUAUGCGAUUUUCAACAAGGAAAUCCGUAAGCCAUUUAUCUUGAUAAUGUGUUUACAAUGGCGUAAUCUCAAUGAGUUAAUGCGCGAGGAGUAUUACCAUCAACAAUUCGGUGAACGAAGGACAAGGAACGGCAUAAACGGCAACGAAGCUACGGAAAAUACAGAGGGUGCAAAUCUCGUUGAUGAUAACAAUAAGAAUAUCAGAAAUAAUAAUCAUGAUAUCGACAAUAAUAACCAAAACGUCGAUAAUAACAACCAGAAUGUCGACAACAGCAAUCAUGUCGACCAGAAUAAUCAAAACAUCGGGGAUAAUAAUCAGGAUGCUAAUGGUAAUAAUCAAGAUAAUAAUCAAGUUAAUAAUCAAGAUAUCAGUAAUAACAAACAAGAUGUUGGAAAUAAAAAACAAAACAUCAAUGAUAACAAUCAGAUCGACAUUACCGAGAAAUCCGGUGAGAUGCCCCGCUUCUGAUCUGAGGAGUGUUCCUCGAAUAACGAGGACCGUGGUAUUCGACGAAGAUCAUCGCCGUACUGCAUGGAUACUUUUCAAGUCAUUGCUGAAGUUCAUACACCUUGCAUAACCGAGACCCUUGUAUAAUUGAACAAGAAGAAUGCUAAACAUAUUCUAAAAUAAUGACUGAAUGAUUUUUUUCAAGAAAAUUUCCUUAUUAUUUAAUUAAAAGGGGACAAAUAAA
This is a messenger RNA of Temnothorax curvispinosus, 1130 nucleotides long. RefSeq lists its product as uncharacterized. Bases 128 to 907 code for a protein of 259 amino acids. Gene Ontology annotation, biological process: adenylate cyclase-activating adrenergic receptor signaling pathway. Lineage: Eukaryota; Metazoa; Arthropoda; Insecta; Hymenoptera; Formicidae. Gene Ontology annotation, molecular function: G protein-coupled amine receptor activity. The transcript is spliced from 2 exons. Gene Ontology annotation, cellular component: membrane. The record is from RefSeq and is a predicted model, not a curated record.